Molecule: messenger RNA, 1350 nt
Organism: Paracoccidioides brasiliensis Pb18
Exons: 6
Coding region: 1-1350 (449 amino acids)
Molecular function (GO): catalytic activity
Source: RefSeq, a predicted model, not a curated record
AUGAAGUUACAUCUGACAUUGAGGAGCUUCGCGAGGAGAUCCAACACCGUGCUAUUUAGCAGCAAUGGCUUGACGGCGACAGCUAGAUGGCGGAGCUUUUCAACCGCCGCAAUGGUUAAUGCGGAUAACCUCCCACUGGCGGGAAUACGAGUUUUGGAUAUGACAAGAGUUCUUGCGGGUCCUUACUGCACACAAAUACUCGGCGAUUUAGGUGCGGAAGUUAUCAAGAUCGAACAUCCUACCCGUGGCGAUGACACACGGGCUUGGGGACCCCCUUUCGCGAAGUACAAGGAAGGCACAAAAAAGGAGACACCGGGAGAGAGUGCAUAUUAUCUAGCAGUAAACCGCAAUAAGAAAUCACUGGCUCUGUCCUUCGCCCACCCUUCCGGUGUUGAAAUCCUCCAUAAGCUCGUGAAGGAUUGUGACGUCCUUGUGGAAAACUACAUACCCGGAGCGCUGAAGAAAUACAAAAUGGACUACGAGACUAUCAAAGCCAUCAAUCCCAAGGUGAUAUACGCAAGUAUCACCGGUUAUGGACAGACUGGUCCAUACAGCCAACGGGCAGGAUACGACGUCAUGGUCGAGGCUGAGAUGGGGCUGAUGCACGUCACGGGCUCACGAGACGGGCCUCCCGUUAAAGUCGGAGUCGCAGUCACGGAUCUAACCACUGGACUUUAUACAUCGAAUGCUAUCAUGGCGGCAUUGAUAGGCCGAGCCAGGACUGGAAAGGGUCAACAUAUUGAUGCGGCAUUGAGUGAUUGCCAGGUUGCAACAUUAUCAAAUCUGGCUAGCUCCGCUUUGAUCAGUGGUGAAAAGGACUCGGGCCGAUGGGGAACUGCUCAUCCUUCUAUUGUUCCCUAUCGUGGAUACAAAACCAAAGACGGCGAUAUUCUGCUCGGGGGUGGAAAUGACAAACUAUUUGGCGUACUAUGUGACAAAGUGGGUCAUCCAGAAUGGAAAACCGACGAGCGCUUCGUCAGCAACAAUCUUCGGGUGAAGAACCGAGUGGUAUUAGAUAAGAUGAUCGAUGACAAGAUGCGGGAGAAGACUACGCAGGAAUGGCUUGACAUUUUUGAAGGUACCGGCAUGCCAUAUGCGGCAAUCAAUGAUAUUCAAGGAACCCUGAAUCAUGCACAUGUACUCGCUCGAGGGAUGGUGACAGAGGUAGAACACGCAACCUGCGGACCAAUGAAGUUGGUCAAUACCCCUAUUAAGUAUUCUGAUGCCACGCCUGGUGUUAGAACCCCGCCUCCAAUGCUAGGCGAGCAUAGUGAAGAAGUUCUUCGGGAUCUUGUGGCUCUUGGGGACGCUGAGAUAGCGCAGUUAAAGAAAGACGGCGUUGUCGCAUAG